AUAUUAGUUAGUGUAUGAGACCACGGUUCGGGCCGAGUGACGUGUUUUCUAUUAGAAAUAAAUAGAAAUAAAAAGUAGUUUUCGAAUAUGGAGGUAGUUAAUGAACUGUGCGAUUUACUGCAGACUCACGCUAAUCGAGAUAAGGUAGUGGCUUUAGCAAGUUACACGCUAAAAUUAUGGGGCUCGACCUCAAAUCGAAAAAAUCUUUUGAACGCGAGCGCUCGACUCACAAGCGCUCGAGCAACCUUACGGAUUUUUGAUGACGCCGCCGUUCUCAAAGCAGCUCUUAGUUAUGGAUUGGGCACGCAAGACGGUCCAUGUUGGGGCACUCUAGGGGUUGCAAGUAAUAUUUUCACACUUUCAUAUCUGCAAGCUGAAAAACUUAUUUUUCUCAUGGACACUGGAAUUCUCUCUUUAAAUGCAAAUUUGGAUUACCAAAUUAGAACCGCUCAUAAAACAUUUUGGACUCUGUUUACAGUUAUAGGAUUUGUAAGAUCAAUACGAGCGUUGCAUAUUACGGCCCAAAAUUUGAGGGAUCAUGACCGUCCAAAAUGUGCACCGGCCCGCUUCGUGCAGGCGUCGCUCGUGACCACCAAAUACUUGCUGGACAUCAUCCACGUGGUGAACUGGCUUCCACCAGGCUACCUGUGGGGCGGAGUGCUAGAGAAUAAGCAUACAGCGGGUGUCGCCACACUGUCGGGAGUACUCGGUUUGCUGAUACACUAUCGCGGCAAACGGUUAAUGCAACGGAAUUCUUAGUACAGCUCAUGUUAUUCGAGAUCGAAAUAGUACACUGGCAGUAAUUUCCGUGUCUGUGAUAUCUUUCCUAAUUGACUAUAGAUUUCACUAUAGUAUUAUAGGGUUAUCAAUACGUUUGUUUGCGCUCAAUAAAAUCCUUUAUCUAGCAACGUUAUGCUGGCAACACUAGUUCAUGAUUAUCAGUAUUGUUAUUCAAUGUAAGACUCAAGACAUAAUCCGACGAUUGCGGGAACUUAUCUUGAUUUUAAAUAUUAGAAUUAUCUGCUUUUAAAGUAUUUACUAUUAUUUAACACAUCAACAUGAACGAUGUUCACUGUACAGAUAUUUAUCUAGUCAUGUUGUUUAGUAGGUGGAAUACAAUAAAAUAAUGCACAUA
Danaus plexippus (monarch butterfly) is the source of this 1135-nucleotide messenger RNA. RefSeq names its product peroxisomal membrane protein 11C-like. Gene Ontology annotation, cellular component: peroxisomal membrane. The record is from RefSeq and is a predicted model, not a curated record. Gene Ontology annotation, biological process: peroxisome fission. Lineage: Eukaryota; Metazoa; Arthropoda; Insecta; Lepidoptera; Nymphalidae. Bases 88 to 759 code for a protein of 223 amino acids. The transcript is spliced from 4 exons.